GUAUAACAACUUUAUUCAAUCAUACACCGAUAAUAAAUACAUACAGUGUUGGCGUGCAAUAUGUGGAUUUAUUAGAUUUUGAAUCACAUGUUCAAUGUAACGUUUGCGAGAAUACGGGAUAUUGUUUAAAAAGUUAUUGGUUACAGCUACAAGGCUAUUCGUGGGUUUAAAUAUACUGCAAUUGCGUUUUAUUAAUGGUAUCGGUGAAGAGGGUGUUGCAUAUUUCAUAUCAAGCGAGCAGACAAUAUUACUGGCUACGUACGAUGGAGGUUCGUGGGCUACGUGCAUAUUCAUUCUUGACGCUAAUAUUGGGAUUGACAGGAAUACUGGCUUCCUUUAUAUAUUUUUCUAACUACGAUGCUAAUAUUGCACUGGUAAACAAAGUCAAUAUAGGCACCUUAAAGAUUGAUUUGCGAGUAAUUGUCAUAGUUUAUAAUCGGGCACAUUCCGUCCUUCGUUUACUAGAAUCUCUGAACAGGGCUGACUAUGAAAAUGACAAUGUUAAAUUGGAGGUCUGGAUAGACCGCUCUAUAAAUGGAACCGUGGACCCAUUAACGGAACAAACAGCGCGGGAAUUCCGGUUCCGUCACGGCGCGUAUGAUGUGAUCGUGCAUCCACAAAAUGUUGGCAUAUAUGGACAAUGGUUAUCUACAUGGAAUCCCAACAAUAAUCCCCAAGAAAUAGCCGUGAUUCUCGAAGAUGACCUCGAGGUGUCACCGCAUUUCUAUAAGUAUCUGAAGCUUGUGCAUUCCAAAUAUGACCAUUACCCGGAAAUUAACGGAUUUGCACUGCAAGGUCUGUCCAUUCAUCACGGGGUUAAAACAUGGCAGAGUUUCAUUAACUACACAGAUGGCCAGUGUGUGUACCUAUAUCCGGUCCUGGGAACUUGGGGAUUUUCGCCGAGCAGAAAGAACUGGGUUCGAUUCUUGGACUGGUAUGCGGAAGCAAGAAAUACAUCCGACUUUAAACCGAAUGUUCCCGGGAAUGUUGCGACCUCUUGGUAUAACACAUUUCUUGCACGGGGAAAGACGAAUACAAUGUGGUCGAUGUGGCAUAUUCACUUCGCCUGGAUGCACAAUGAGUACACGUUGUAUCCGAAUUUUAAAGAUCACCAGGGUCUGACCACCAACUGGAUGGAGCCCGGCUUGCAUUACGACGCGAACAGUUCGAGACAAUCGAACCUUCUUCUGAAGACCUGGGAACCCGGAUAUGAGAAUAUGCCAGCAUUUCCGGCCCGUCUAGAUAUAGACGGAAACGUGUCUAGUCCACCUAUCCUUUAGUAAGCGAAACGAACUCAAGUCCACAUUUUCGUGUUUUUAGACGUUUACGUGACCCUUUUGCGCCGAGUGUGUGUUUUCUGCAGUGAUGACGAAUUUAACCGCGUGAAAAGUUCUGACGGAUUAUGUAUCCGAGCUGCAAUGCCACAUAUAUAUGGACAUCUGAGUUUCCGGGGGAAAUAUUUUAGGGUAUGCCGAUGGUCAAUCUUGUACUGGAUAUUGAAUUAGGAGAGCUGAGGUGACAGCGUUCGUUCGAGAGGUCAAAUGAGCGUAAUCUUGGGAUCAUUUGUAUUUACUGUUGUUUUUACUUCAGAGCAUUCCGAUUAUAACUGUGAUUUUUGUUCUUGAUGCUUUUUUCAAAAUAAAGCAGCGUUUGUUGAUUA
Messenger RNA from Dreissena polymorpha, 1660 nucleotides. RefSeq lists its product as uncharacterized. The transcript is spliced from 2 exons. Bases 195 to 1280 code for a protein of 361 amino acids. Lineage: Eukaryota; Metazoa; Mollusca; Bivalvia; Myida; Dreissenidae. The record is from RefSeq and is a predicted model, not a curated record.